CUCCCACAACCCUCUGCUCCGGGUCCUCCAUUCCAGCGCGCUGGAAUUUCACCACAGUUCGUUACAGUUUUUCCAGUGUUUCGUACAUCUCACUGCUACCUAAGAAUGACACACAGUGGACACUUGGUCCUUGUCUGAGCGAUUAAUGCAGAUGGCAGAAUUUGGGUCGUGGAUCUAACAUGAGCCCCGCAUCUUGGCGUCCUACCCAGCUUCAGCAGUCUCAGCUCCACCCGCUGGAGAAUGAAUGGGCUUUGCACAGAUUACAAAGAGCACUGAAGCACAGACUGCAGCGCUGAUACUGUCUCCUUCCGGUUGCUAUUAACAGAAAAGUAAAUGUCGUCAGAAGACCGAGAAGCUCAGGAGGAUGAAUUGCUGGCCCUGGCGAGUAUUUAUGAUGGGGAUGAAUUUAGAAAAGCAGAAUCUGUCCAAGGUGGAGAAACUAGGAUCUAUUUGGAUUUGCCACAGAAUUUCAAGAUAUUUGUGAGAGGCAAUUCAAAUGAGUGUCUCCAGAAUAGUGGCUUUGAAUACACCAUUUGCUUUCUGCCUCCACUUGUGCUGAACUUUGAACUUCCACCAGAUUAUCCAUCCUCCUCCCCACCUUCAUUCACACUUAGUGGCAAAUGGCUGUCACCAACUCAGCUCUCUGCCCUCUGCAAGCACUUAGACAACCUGUGGGAAGAGCACCGGGGCAGCGUGGUCCUCUUCGCCUGGAUGCAGUUUCUUAAAGAAGAGACCUUAGCAUAUCUGAAUAUUGUCUCUCCUUUUGAGCUCAAGAUGGGUGCUCAGAACAAGGUGCAGUGGAGGACAGCUCAGCCCUCCCCCAGCACAGAGGCGGAUUCUGGAGGAGCGGUUGGAUCCAACGCAGAAGACCAAGAGGAAGUGGUGGAUGAGAGAGCUGUGCAGGAUGUGGAAUCAUUGUCAAGCCUAAUCCAGGAAAUCUUGGACUUCGAUCAAGCGCAGCAGAUGAAAUGUUUCAAUAGUAAAUUAUUCCUGUGCAAUAUCUGUUUCUGUGAGAAGCUGGGUAGCGACUGCAUGCACUUCCUGGAGUGCAGGCAUGUGUACUGUAAAGCGUGUCUGAAGGACUACUUUGAAAUCCAGAUCAAAGAUGGCCAAGUUCAGUGUCUCAGCUGCCCAGAACCCAAGUGCACUUCCGUGGCCACCCCUGGGCAGGUUAAAGAGCUUGUGGAAGCAGAGUUAUUUGCCCGGUAUGACCGCCUGCUUCUCCAGUCUACCUUGGACCUGAUGGCAGAUGUGGUGUACUGUCCGCGCCCAUGCUGCCGCCUGCCUGUCAUGCAGGAGCCCGGCUGCACCAUGGGCAUCUGCUCCAGCUGCAACUUUGCCUUCUGUACCUUGUGCAGAUUGACCUACCAUGGGGUCUCUCCGUGUAAGGUAACGGCAGAAAAAUUAAUAGAUUUACGAAAUGAGUACCUACAAGCGGAUGAAGCCAAUAAAAAGUUUUUGGAACAGAGGUAUGGUAAGAGGGUGAUUCAGAAGGCUCUGGAAGAGAUGGAGAGUAAGGAGUGGUUGGAAAAGAACUCAAAGGGCUGCCCAUGUUGCGGAACUCCCAUACAGAAGCUGGACGGCUGUAACAAGAUGACAUGUACUGGCUGUAUGCAGUAUUUCUGUUGGAUUUGCCUGGGUUCACUUUCUAGAGCAAACCCUUACAGACACUUCAAUGACCCUGACUCCCCAUGCUUUAAUAGGUUGUUCCAUGCUGUGGACGUUAAUGGAGAUGUCUGGGAAGACGUGAUUGAAGACUAGUGGCUCAUGCUCACGAGACAGGGGUGGAGUUGUUUGCCCUAAGCGUUUCUCAAGUACACUAAGAAGCUUCUCAGGAUUUUGGGAUGCCGUGCAUGCACUCUUCCUGAGUACCAGA
This is a messenger RNA of Octodon degus (degu), 1876 nucleotides long. It is a transcript of the gene Rnf14, whose product is annotated as ring finger protein 14. Lineage: Eukaryota; Metazoa; Chordata; Mammalia; Rodentia; Octodontidae. The record is from RefSeq and is a predicted model, not a curated record. The coding region runs from base 334 to 1761 and encodes 475 amino acids. Gene Ontology annotation, molecular function: zinc ion binding; ubiquitin conjugating enzyme binding; ubiquitin protein ligase activity. Gene Ontology annotation, cellular component: ubiquitin ligase complex; cytoplasm. The transcript has 9 exons. Gene Ontology annotation, biological process: protein polyubiquitination; ubiquitin-dependent protein catabolic process; positive regulation of proteasomal ubiquitin-dependent protein catabolic process.